AUGACGGACCCUUUAAAGACUCUAGAAACGAUGCCUGGCUCUAAAUACUCCAAUCCUCCUCCUAUCUCCCAGAAGAAAUAUCCAAUCGCAGGAAUCCUCACCACGGUCUUCGGCCUAGAUGAGUUGCCUCCUCAAGCCUCGGAGAUUGCCUGUCUCUGGCUUUUGCACCCUAGGCUGGCAACUCAAGAGCGCAUGACCAGUAUUGCAGCGUCCGUGAUUGCGGAUUGGAAUCAGACUACUGAAAAAAGUCAAUCUAGUUCAGUCAAGGGUCUCAUAGCGGUCUCGUUCGAUCAGAGAAACCAUGGCACAAGAUUGGUUGAUCCUCUUGCAAAUGAGGCGUGGAGACAAGGCAAUGCUCGACAUGCGCAGGACAUGUUUUCUAUCUUCCAGGGAACCGCACGCGAUGUGUCCUUGUUGAUGGACUAUCUUCCUGCCUUCCUGUUUCCCCGUGGUGAACAUGAAAUCUCCGAUCAUCUAGUCCUUGGAGUGUCCUUGGGCGGACAUGCGGCGUGGAGCUGUCUGCUUCAUGAACCCCGUAUGAGCGCCGGCGUGGUUAUCAUCGGAUGCCCUGACUACGUAAAUCUCAUGGCAGAUCGCGCGCGAUUGUCAAAGCUGCCGUCCUGGACGAAUAGCGACCCCCAAGGGUCUCAGAUCCUUGGCUCCGAAGCCUUGCCAACGUCCCUUCUAGACACCAUCUCCAAACUUGACCCAGCAAGCCUGUUCCUGAGUUACAUCGAUACCAAAUCGAACCCUGGGCCUCUCCGGAGCAAUCAUCUGCCGGAGCCCACUGAAACUGAGAAGGAAGCCUUGCGACCAGCGCUUACACGCUGUUUGGCUGGAAAGAAGAUCUUGAAUCUUUCCGGAGGUGCUGAUAAGCUGGUCCCCUAUCACCGCGGGGAGGUGUUCCUGGCGUGGUUGAAGAAAGCUAUUGCUCCAACAGGCUGGUUCGCCGAUGGUGCUGUCACGCUUGAAGACAUCAUCGAUGAAAACGCUGCCCACGAGGUGACCCCAAAGAUGGUUGACGAGGCUGUUCGCUUCAUCCGGGAGACGCUUUCUGCGAGCAAAGACUCGGCGACGAAAUGCGGCUUCGUCAGAAAUUCCAAAAUAUGA
Messenger RNA from Aspergillus clavatus NRRL 1, 1110 nucleotides. RefSeq lists its product as uncharacterized. The transcript is spliced from 2 exons. The coding region runs from base 1 to 1110 and encodes 369 amino acids. Lineage: Eukaryota; Fungi; Ascomycota; Eurotiomycetes; Eurotiales; Aspergillaceae. The record is from RefSeq and is a predicted model, not a curated record.